AUGUGGGUGUAUCUCUUGCGUUUCGGUGCAUCGACAUACUUCGAUGACAGGCGGUCGAUCUUUGACACUCAUAAAUAUCCUUGUAGAGAUCAGUUGUUCAACGUUGCGAUAAUAAUUGGCGGCAUUUUGUCGGAAGCCUCUGUUUCCCUUCUCUUUUACCAUAGACUACAUAUUCCACGGUGCAGCCUGGCCCUCUUUUCGCUUGCCGUUCAGUACAAUAUGUCAGAAUCGGUCAGAUAUGUCAAUGCUAAGCGACGAGAGCAAGCGGCAUUAUUCGGAAAACAUCAACCACCCAAGAAACGACGGAAAUCGAGGACGGCUUUCACCAAUCAACAAAUCUACGAGUUGGAAAAACGCUUCCUUUACCAGAAGUACCUAACGCCGGCUGACAGAGAUGAGAUCGCCCUCAGCCUUGGACUAACCAACGCUCAGGUGAUCACCUGGUUUCAGAACCGACGGGCCAAAUUGAAACGUGACCUGGAAGAAAUGAAGAAUGACGUUGAACACGCCAAAGUAGUCACGCCUCAGCUCAACAAUUUGUUGGUUAAGACACUUGUAAAGAAAUCGCUCGAAUGUGACAGUUUGUCACAGCAGCCGAUAAUUGAAGAUGAAGAAGAAAGUCAUAGUAAGGACAACAGCGUCACAUCAUAA
Acanthosepion pharaonis is the source of this 651-nucleotide messenger RNA. Lineage: Eukaryota; Metazoa; Mollusca; Cephalopoda; Sepiida; Sepiidae. The record is from the annotation of a GenBank genome assembly.